UGUAAGUCUUUCUUAUCAUUCGUUCAUCAAUUUAGAUUAUAGAACCGGGAAACACAUAUUAUUAGCGUAUCCAAAAUGGGCUAGAUGAGCGGGCCGGCCCAUUUGUUAAACUGAGAAAACGAUUAGGGUUUCCGUCUCUCUGACUUUAAUAACAAAAAAACGCGGCGCCGGUGAGCUAGAGCGAGAGAGCUUGAGGGAAAAAAAAAAAGUUGGAGAAGAUGAAGACGAUUCUUUCUUCGGAGACGAUGGACAUUCCCGACGGCGUUAGCAUCAAGGUUCACGCUAAAGUGAUUGAAGUGGAAGGACCUCGCGGCAAACUCGUUCGCGAUUUCAAGCAUCUAAACCUCGAUUUCCAGCUUACCAAGGACGAAGAGACUGGAAAACGGAAGCUUAAGAUCGAUUCGUGGUUCGGUUCGCGCAAAAGCAGCGCCUCCAUCAGAACCGCUCUGAGCCACGUCGAUAACCUCAUCUCCGGUGUCACCAGAGGUUUCCGAUACAAGAUGAGGUUCGUGUACGCCCAUUUUCCCAUUAACGCCUCCAUCGGCGGCGACAACAGGUCCAUCGAGAUCCGUAACUUCCUCGGUGAGAAGAAGGUGAGGAAGGUAGAUAUGUUGGAUGGUGUAACCAUUGUUCGAUCUGAGAAAGUGAAGGAUGAGAUUGUUCUUGAUGGAAACGAUAUCGAGCUUGUCUCGAGGUCAUGCGCUUUGAUCAACCAGAAAUGUCACGUGAAGAAGAAGGAUAUCAGGAAGUUCCUUGACGGUAUCUAUGUUAGCGAGAAGAGCAAGAUCGUUGAAGAGGAAUAGACCUAACUAUUCUCAUAGCUCUCCACUUUCUUGUUUCCUUUUGGAUGUUUUGUUUUGUAUUACAAACCAAAUCCAAAUCCAAAUCCAACGGUGUUGCAAAACUAGACUUAUCACUUGUUAUGUUUUUGUUCGAGAUUUUCAUUUACUUAUUAUAUGCACAAGUUUUGGAGGCUACAAUCUUUUACCCUUUUCAUUCGGACGAUUAUCGAAUUGAUACACAAGUCUCGCUCAGGUCAUUAUCAACCUCCCACGGUGCUACACCGAAACCUGUAACAGAGUUAAUUGUCA
Thlaspi arvense is the source of this 1091-nucleotide messenger RNA. The record is from the annotation of a GenBank genome assembly. Lineage: Eukaryota; Viridiplantae; Streptophyta; Magnoliopsida; Brassicales; Brassicaceae.